This is a messenger RNA of Prorocentrum cordatum, 1398 nucleotides long. Lineage: Eukaryota; Dinophyceae; Prorocentrales; Prorocentraceae. The record is from the annotation of a GenBank genome assembly.
AUGAUGUUCCAGAGGGCCGUCGCGCCCGCGGAUUCUCAGGACAGCCAUAUGUCGCGGGAUGGCGCUGCUGUCGACACCGUGCCAGGCUCGAGGCCCUUGACUGACGGCUACUGCGGCGUGUGGCGCCCCUCUCUGACGGAUUCCAAGCUCAAAGGUCAGUCGCCCGGGCUGGCGCAGACUUACCAGCUGGAUCAGGGCCUGCUCUGCUAUGCGUCGAGCGCGAAGUCGGGCACGCUGCCGCGGCUCGGGCUCGCCUUCCAGGUGCGGGAGCUGCACUCCGUGGAUCCGACGACGGGGACGUGGCAGGGCGAGGUGCGGCUGCAUCUGUGCGUGGCCGGCAAGGAGACGCUCGGCCUGGACCUGCGUGAGGGUCUGCAGGGAGAGGACCUGGAUCGGCAGUGGGAGCGAGUUCAGCAGGCCUGGCCCGUGGUCGAGGAGUCUUGGAGCCAGUGGGGCCAGGCCAGCUCGGAGGACCCGAUGCAGUUCCUGGCCCAGGCCUUCGGGGUGCGCGUCUACAACGUGGUGAAGGGGGCUGCGCCAUCCGUGAGGGGGCCCUCCAGGAUGUCGGAGUUGGAUCUCUCCGAGGGCGUCAUCGGGGGUCGGUGGAGCAUUGAGGGCACCUUCUUUGUGCCAGUUGAGCUUUCGGGAUUUCCCUUCGAUACUCUGAGCUGGGACGUCAUCAUCAGCAUCAUCGGCUGGUCCCCUGGGAUCAUCGACAUGAUGUCUUCGUCGCUGAUAAACGUGGAGGAGUUCGACAUCUACGGUCUGCGAGGCCAGAGCCACCCCUCGAAGAAUUUCUGGGUCCCCUACGUGUGCGAGUCCAACGUGGUGCCCAACGACGCGCGCCUCGGCGAGAGCCUGGCGUACUGUCGCUUCCACAGCCGCCGCCGGCCUGCUCUUUCGGUGAUGACAAACAUCGUGCUCCCGAUGUGCCUCAUGGCGUUCCUGGGCGUGGUCGGGGUGAUGCAGGCCACGGGCUCGAUACAGAACUCCAACUCGGAGACAGACGGUGUUGCUCUUGAAGCAACACUUCUGCUCACGGUGACGGCCAUGAGGUUCAACUACGCAGACACAGUCCCGAAAAGCCAGUUGCGGCCCACGCUUCUUGACAAGUACAUCAUCUCGGUCAUGAUGCUGCUCGCCGUCACCACGGUGGGAAUUGUUCUUGUUCACGAGGACGACAUGGAGCUUCUGCAGGCACCGUGGCUCUACAUCGUCGUCGUGCUGACUCUGCACGCGUACUUCUGCUUCUGCGCGUGGCGUGAGCUUCGCAUCCCCCCCGAGCGGAAGGCCCAGGUGCUGAACAAGACGCCGCACGCCCCCCCCGAGGGCGGCUGCUCAGGCCAGGUGUUUACCUACGGCUUCGUGACCAAGGCAGAGGUGUCCGCCCUGCAGUGA